AUGACUUUCAUCAGUAUGUUGUUGAUAUUUAAUUUAACAUUAGUAACAGCAACAAAUGAGACACUAAUAGAUACGGCUGUUGAUAUUGCACAUUCAAUAUUCUAUAACAAUUCCGUAACAGCCGUGAUAUGGUGUCAAGUAAACUGUGAUGACGUUACAAUAUUUUUAUCAAAAUAUCAAGGAGUUACUUAUCGUGCACCAUUAGAUAUAAAUAACAAAAUACGAGAAAUAAAGAUCUCACUUGACUACAAACAGGUCGUACUUUUUAUAUCAGAAUCCAAUGAAUUUGAAAUCUACUUGAAAUUAAUUUAUGAAAUAAUGGUUGUUUCUAUUCAAGUCAUUUUAGUGUUGACUAGUGAAGAUGUAAAUAUAAGAGAAAUCACGAAUAUCGCCUGGAAAUAUGAUGUCACUGAUGUUUUUAUAUUGACCAAUAAACAAAAGAAAGGGAAAAUAUUUACAUAUUUUCCAUAUACGAAUGGAAUUUGUGGCAAUACCGCACCUGUAUCAUUAAAUAAUGUAACAGAUAUAAAAAGUGCCUUAGCAAAUAAGUUUGAAAACUUCCAAGGCUGUCCUAUUAGAAUUACUUUAGUCUAUAUUAAUCCAUAUUUAACAUAUGAUAUAAUAAAUGGAUCAGUCACGUCAAUCAGUGGAACAGAAGCUGAUUUACCUUAUAUCUUGAGUGACAUUUUAAAUGCUAGUUUGGAGUUCUUUCCUACAUCCCUAAGUAUAAAUACAGUAUAUUCAAUCGACACCGAAUACUUCCUGAGGCUGCGGCAUCGUACGAGUGAUAUGAUAAUUCCUAAUACAGUAUUGGACAUAAAAAGAUUUCAAUUAGCACAAAUAUCCUAUGUAUAUAACUUUAAAACGUAUUAUUGGAUAGGACCGCCUCGAAGGAAAAUUGAAACGUGGACUAAAAUCUUAAACGCCUUCUUUAUUAAUUCCGUUAGUCUAUUUUUCUGGGCAGCUUUCCUAAUAUUUGUAGCACUUAUAAAAUUCAUAAGUAAUGUUCAUUCACUUGGAUACCAGAAUGAGAGCAAUGUUUUUAUUAAAUCUUAUUCGAUGUUUCUUGGACAAGAAACUAAAUUUAAAAAUACAUCCGCUUUAAUUACUAGUCUAUUUAUAAUGUGGGUCUGGUUUUGCGUCGUAAUGCGUCUUGUAUUUCAAGCAGAUUUAACAAGCGGCUUGCAAAAAGUAUUACUGGAACCACCAUUGACAUCAAUGGAGACUGCAGUGGAUGUAGUAGACGGUUACGGCGGAGGUCUUCUAUAUAAAAGAAUGUUGGCGGGCACAAAACUAGAAAAGAAUUAUCAAGCCAUAGACAUGACAGGUAAUUAUUCAUGUCUGCAAAAUAUUGCCAAAGGAAAGAGAUUUAUUGCAUUCGCUGAUAAACUAGUGGUAGAUCUUAUGAACUUACGUACAGAUAUACAAUAUGUUGGGCGACCAAUGUAUGCUACACCUGCAUGUGUAUAUAUGAGACCUGGUUGGCCUGCAGCGAAAAAAAUUGAUGAAGUUAUUCAAAGAGCAAUAGAAGUAGGAUUUGUUGUAAAAGCCACAAAAGAUAAACAACGUAUGAAUAUGAUACAAUUAUAUUUCAGAGAAGACGAUAUAAAUAAAGCGACAGGACAACAGCCACUAAGCCUGAACGAUUUUAAAGGAUUUAUGUUCAUAUUAUUAACUUUAAUGUGUUUGUGUAUUGUAGUUUUUAUUAUUGAAUUAACUUAUCAUAUAAUACAAACAAAAUAUAUGAUGUAAAUUGAUGAAUAGUGGAUAAAUAGAAAUCUGUUUUCAAAAGG
Messenger RNA from Achroia grisella, 1793 nucleotides. RefSeq lists its product as uncharacterized. NCBI's taxonomy places the organism in Eukaryota, Metazoa, Arthropoda, Insecta, Lepidoptera, Pyralidae. The record is from RefSeq and is a predicted model, not a curated record. The coding region runs from base 1 to 1752 and encodes 583 amino acids. The transcript has a single exon.